Messenger RNA from Bombyx mori (domestic silkworm), 3177 nucleotides. RefSeq names its product S-phase kinase-associated protein 2. Gene Ontology annotation, biological process: SCF-dependent proteasomal ubiquitin-dependent protein catabolic process. Gene Ontology annotation, molecular function: protein binding. Lineage: Eukaryota; Metazoa; Arthropoda; Insecta; Lepidoptera; Bombycidae. The transcript is spliced from 14 exons. The record is from RefSeq and is a predicted model, not a curated record. Gene Ontology annotation, cellular component: SCF ubiquitin ligase complex. The coding region runs from base 112 to 1620 and encodes 502 amino acids.
CUGAAUUCCUUUUUUUUUAGUUUAAUUUUGACUUCAAAGUGCUAUCUGUUGCGUGUGCCAAAUUUUUUAUCUAGCUAUAUUUGGAAAUUUAUAAUACAAAAUUAAGUGAAAAUGAACAUUAGUGGUCUGGAAGAUGAAGUUAAUUCACCCGUUAAACCAGACGAUGCAGAAAGUCCUAGCAAGAAAAAACUUAGAAUAAGUAAUUCGACGCGGAAAAGUUGGAGUUUGAUGGACAAACGAACGAAUUACGAGGUAUUACAAGAAAUGGGGGUUAGUUUGCUUGAGCCUGAUGAUAAUGAACAAUCCUGUGAACUGAGUUCGAGCAGUGGAGGGCACCACCACAAAGGCACAAAACGAAAACGGGACAUAGAAAACGUGAAUCCAAAUACGAAUUCAUGUUCUCCGAUCACAAAACGAAGCCCGGGACCUUCCAAGGCGAAGAGCCCUCGCGUUCACACCGGCAAACCGCUGCAGCAGACGGACUGUGAGACGACUCUAGUGGAAGGGAUCGCGUUUGACGAGGAGACCCCGCUGGCGCAGUGCAUCAGCGCCUACGUGCCCAGGGAGCAGCGGGCGCAUCCCAGCCCAGUCAGGACACCGUCGUCCCCCGCGCGGAGGCCGGCGCAGCCCCGGGGCGCCGCCCCCCGCCGCUGCGGCGCGGACUCCUUCUCGGUGCUCUCGGACGAGAUGAUCCUGAGCGUGUUCCGCUGGCUGCCCAAGCGCACGCUCGCGCACUGCAUGCUCGUCUGUAAGAGGUGGUACCGAAUAGCUUCGGACGAGACGCUGUGGCAGCGGCUGGACCUCGGCAACAAGGCGAUAGCUAGAGACGCCCUGGGGAAGAUCCUGGACAGGAAGCCGGUCAUAGUCAGACUGGCCAGCUCGGAGAUCGGUUCGUGGUGCUCGGGGUCAACAGCGCCGUCCCGCGUCCAAUAUUUAGACCUGAGCAUGUGCUCGAUACAGCUGGAGACUUUGGACCGGCUGCUGGAGAACUGUCCCGGCUUGAAGAAGUUGAGCUUGGAGAGUGUGAACGUUGCUGACACUACCUGCGCUAUCCUGGGUAGAUGUACAAAUUUGGAGACAUUAAACAUGACAAUGGCACAAGGGAUUACCGCAGAAGGGUCGAGAGCGUUACUUGAGGGAUGUGUGAACCUACAGUCCUUGAAUAUAUCGUGGUGCAAUCUGAGCGAGGCGGCUCUCCAGGUGCUGGUGGACAUGUUGCCGCGCCGGCUGCAGCGGCUCAACCUCGGCGGAGCCAGGAUUAUGACUGAUGAGUUGACGGAGCGGCUGUGCGCGCGCUGCCCGCGCCUGGCCGAGCUGGACCUGUCGGACUGCUCGCGGCUGACCCCCCGCGCGCUGCAGAGUCUGGUGACCCUGGGCAGGCUCGAGCACGCGGCCCUCAGUCGCUGCUACAUGCUCUCCGGACAUACGCUUUCUAAAUUGUCAGCGAUGCCUUCUCUGCGAUACCUAGAAGUUUGGGGGAUGCUGCAAGCUCCAAAUCUUAGUUUAUUAAAAGCCAAUCUACCAUCGAUCCAGAUCAACCACUUCAUGUUCAGCGCCAUAGCGAGGCCCACGGUCGGCACGCGCCGCUCUUCAGUGUGGGGAUUAAGAACCAGAGACUGAGUAUAUUUUAUUCCCUCACUGCUGAGGAUCGUGACUCCGUCCGAUUUCGUCAACCAACUGUCUCCAUCGAUCCCGCCCUGCAGCCCGGUGGAGUGCGUCGCUGAUAGGUAUCCCCAGUUCCUCCGCUAUUUGGUCCGACCAUCGUUUGGGACCUCUACCCCUAGGCCUUUUUCCCUCUAUUUUACCGGUCACCACAAGGCGUUCCAAAUUGCUGGUAUCCCUAUGUGCAACAUGACCAAAAUACCGCAAUAUUCUUUGUAGGCAGAUUGUGGAUAAUAUGUAUAUAAUAAUAAUAAUAAUAAUAAUGGAUAUAACACAGCUAUAGUAGAUUAAAAUUGAAAGUGCAGCUUACUGAGUAAUCUACCAGCGGCUACAGCAGAGCGGCCCAGAAAAAUCUUGAUAUAAAACUAUCCUAUUACAAUAUGACUUACUGGGUCCUAUCCAGUUGAUUAUCAAGCCAUAACACACAUUGACAUUGAUACAAUGGCGUGGAAUAGUUAAACCUUCUCUUCCUAUGAGUAUCACCAAAGUAAGAAACGUAUCAGAGAAUGGCAUACUGCGACAGCAAAUUUUUAUUUUGCAUAAUGCAUUUUAUGGCAUUUUAAUGGUAUGCUCUGCUGGGCUAGGCUCUGCUCCUGGCAUUGAUGAUGCCCAUGUGCGACGGUAACCACUCAUCAUCGGGUGGGACGUAUGCUCGGCUGCCUACAAAGCCAAUAAAAAAUAUAUUUCUGGGUGGUAUUAUUUAUUUUGGUUUUAAGAUAUAGAAUUAAGCUUUAGGUUUUAAGGACUGCAUUUUUUUUUGCGUAUAUGGUUGACCGAGCUCUCAGCCCUCCUGGUGUUAAUUGGUUACUGGCGCCCAUAGGACAUCUACGACGUAAAUGCGCCACCCACCUUGAGAUAUGAGCUCUAAGGUUUUUCUUUUACAACGGCUGCCCCACCCUUCAAAACAAAACGCAUUACUGCUUCACGGUAGAAGUAGGCAGGGUGGUGGUACCUACCCGUGCGGACUCAUAAGAGGUCUUACCACCAAUAAUUACGCAAAUUAUAAUAUGCGAUUUGGAGCAAAGCGGAAAAAGCGAAUUACGAAUUGUAAACUGUUCUGUGAGUUUUCUAAGUUAAAUAGAGUUUUAAUUUGUACUUCGGCAGAAUUUUUAUUAACCAGAACCCGUGUAACAAUACGAAAUAAAUUUGAGAAUAAACCAUGAAAGCAAUUUUAAUGAUAACUGUUGCAGUAAACUUUGCACAAUUAGAUAAAUAACGAACACAUAUAGACCCAAACAUUUAUUUGUGUUAAGUGGUUACUGGCGCCCAUAGACAUCUACGAUGUAAAUGCGCCACCCACCUUGAGAUAAUAAUAAGUUCUAAGGUCUCAAGUAUAGUUACAAGUAUUUGUACAGUUAAUACUAUUUCUUGAAGGUACGUUUAGCUUUUUGCUCGGCCGCAUCGCUGGCUUGCACGAAAGUUCGUUUCAACUUAUUCUUUCUGCUCUCCUUGUACUUGGCGGACACUUUCUCGGCCAAUACCGAAAUGCGUUUCAUUGUUUGAGGUGGAUAUCUG